Molecule: messenger RNA, 3241 nt
Organism: Danio aesculapii
Lineage: Eukaryota; Metazoa; Chordata; Actinopteri; Cypriniformes; Danionidae
Gene: letmd1
Product: LETM1 domain containing 1
Exons: 9
Coding region: 23-1132 (369 amino acids)
Biological process (GO): intracellular monoatomic cation homeostasis
Cellular component (GO): mitochondrial inner membrane
Molecular function (GO): ribosome binding
Source: RefSeq, a predicted model, not a curated record
ACUGUCAGCUGCUCAGUCCAAGAUGGCGCUGUCCUGUCGGGGAAUAUGCCGCGGGGCUUCAGUGAUCUUACUGUAUGGAAAACAACCUGUCAGGGUCAAAGCAAGUCUCUGUACUCCUAGAUUGGCUUCCACAAAACCCAGCAGUCUGUGGUUUGUCAGACACUACUCACCUUCACAAGCAAGACACGGGAUUGGUCGAAGCAUUGUGUCGAGUCUAAAGUGGGCCAAUGAGAAGUACGAGAGAUUCCUGCAGCGGCGCUUCCCUCGCUUUUUUGUCCUCUAUCAGACUUUCAUGAGAGGUUUUCUGCUUUUUUGUAAAGGCUUCAGACUCCUGUUUGAAGAUGGUAAAGAAGUGCAGAAAAUCGUGUUCCGCAUGCUCAGUGACAAAACUAGCCACCCCAAUUUGCCUUACCGGGAUAUGGAGAAAAUCAGACAGGUCCGCAGGGACUUAAUCAAAGCCAUUCCCCUGGUCAUCCUGUCAAUACCUCCAUUUGCCAACUAUCUGGUCUUCAUGCUUAUGUACCUUUAUCCUCGACAGCUUCUCAUCCGGCACUUCUGGACCCCUCAGCAGCUGGUGGAGUUUCAGGGGGUCUAUCAUAACCAGAGGGCACGUCAUCACUGGGCUGUGGUCAAAGGGCUGGAAAGCACAUCAAAUUCUGUCCAAGACACCCGACUGAAAAGACACCUGCUGGAGCUCUGCAGUAAGGUGCGAAGUGGAGUCCAUCCUGUAGUGUCUGAUGUCCACGCUGUGAGAACAUUGUUCUCUGGACCUCCCUUGGGUAUCAAGAAAAUGUAUGCAGAUCAGAUGAGACAUCUCUGUCCAUUGCUCUUCUUGACGCCUCGUCUCCCGGCCUUCUGGAUCAGUGGACGCUUGAACAGUCACGCCUUGGAACUCAUGCAGCUCGAUCGUGCCAUUAUUCGAUUGGGCUUGCACCAGUUAAACGACUCGGAGCUCAGAGAGGCUUGUUUUGUGAGGGGGCUGAAUCCAGAGCGUCUGAGUCCAGGACAGUUACGAGAGUGGCUCACACAGUGGUUGCAGUUCUCAGCACACCUCCGAGAGUCAGAGACUUCGCUGUAUCUGCACUGCAUGGUUCUGCUCACGGUAAACUACCCAAAACAGCAAAGGCACUGACCUCCAGAGGAAGAACACCACUUCUCUUUCUAACACCCGGCUCUGAAACAUCCACAUCCAAAGGCAAAGCACCAUGGGAACAAACACAAACUUAUAUGCAAAUCCGACAUACAUUUUUUUGUAGUUUUUCUUUCAUAAUCAGAGAAAUUUUGUACGUUUCUGUGAUAUUUUUCGUGAAACUGUCGUGCUUUAAAAAGGUUCCUGUGGCAAUGAAUCUAAUUUUGUUUACAUGAGGGAAGAGAAUAUUGGGAGCUCAUUGGGAUACUGGAAUUUGUGGAAUAGUUUCAUUAGUUCCAUAGAGAUUGGGUGUGUGGAUAGAGAAGUAUAUUAGAGGUAGUUUAUUAAAAUGAAAAUUACCUCAUCAUUUAUUCUCCCUCAUGUGGUUUUAAACCUUUAUGAGUUUCUAUUUUGAAGAAUGCUUGUUGCUCAUCAACUUCCAUAGCAAUUUUUUUCCUACUAUGGAAGUCAAUGGGUACCAGCAUUCUUUAAAACAUCUUUUGUGUUCAACAGAAGAAGGAAGCUCAGAUAGGUUUGAAAGAAGUGAUAUGUGAGUAAAUAAUGGCAGAAUGUUCAUUAUUGGGUGAACUGUAGCUUUAAUACUACAUUCAACAAGAUACAACCCAGCAAGCAUUUUUUAUUUUUUAAAAGAUGUCUAAUAGACGUCAAAACAUAGUCGUAUUGGCUAAAACAAGGCUAAAUUUGGGCUGUCAGUGAAAAAUCUAACAGAUGUCUAAGAAUAGUGCAAAACUAGACUAGUCAUCAAAUAAACUGAAAUGAAUGACUACACAUAUAAAGUCUGUCUAUUUGACUACUAGUCUAGGGCUAUUCUUAGAUGUCUAUUAGAUUUUCCCCCAAAUUUAGCCUUGUUUUUUCCAAGCUGUCUAGGUUUAGAUGUCUAUUAGACGUAUAUUAAACAUAAAAUUGUUUGCUAGGAAAGCACACUGCAAAACACAUGCCAAAUACACCCAUGUGGAUUUAAAGUUCACUGCUCUUAUCAUUUUUCAUUCAGAAUAUUAAUUAUUAGUGCUGGGAAAAGAUUAAUCGCAUCCAAAAUAAACGUUUGUUUUCACAUAAUAUAUGUGUAUUAUAUAUUUAUUAUGUAUAUGAGAUAGAAACAAAACUAUACAAAACAAUUUUGUUACACAGAUAUUUAAAUUUAUAUAUAAUUUGUGUCAUAUACACAUAUAAUUUAUAUCCAAAUAUAAAUAAACAUUUUCUUAAAUAUAUGCACGCCACAUUUAAAUUGUCAAAAAUAAACUUUUAUUUUUGGAUGUGAUUAAUCGUGAUUACUUUUUAGCCCAGAACCAUUAAUACUAUCAAUAACUAUUCGAUGUAUACAAUACUAACUAUUUUCAUCUGUUUAAAAUCUGCAUUCACAUUCAGUACCGUCUAUCUCAGGGCUGCCCAAACUCGGUUCUGGAGGGGCGGCGUCCUGCAGAUUUUAGCUCCAACUUGCCUCAAAACCCCUGCGCAGAUGUUUCUAGAAGGCCUUGUAAUAGCUUGAUUAACUAGCCCAGGUGUGUCAGAUUGGGGUUGAAACUAAACUUUGCAGGACACCGGCCCUCCAGGACCGAGUCUGGGCACCCCUGAUCUAUCUCAUUCAUCUUUGGUGUAGUAGUGACAGAAAAAUGGAGGUGUUUAAAUUUAUUUAGCUAAAAGCAAUCCAGUUAUGUGUUAAAUAAGAUGGUAAAAAUAAAAAGUGGUUUACAAAGCCUUUAAAAAGAUUCUAGGGAAAAUGUGUAUUCUAUAAUGCAGAAUAUAUCUAUCUAUUUUAAUUAAGUUUGUUCAUAUUUAUUUUUGAGUUCUCAAAAUUGCACAAUAAAUAUUGCACCUUGUUACUAUAUCCUAUGAGAAGUUGUUUGCUGUGUGUGCUGAGCUGUUGGUCAAACCAUUUAAUUCAUGCAUAGUAGUUUGCAAUGUCAUCUGCUUGUUCAGCCUACCAACCGGUGCCUUUUUCCUAACACUGAUACCAACAAGGUGCAAUACGUGCUGUUCUCUUUUAUGUUGCCAAAUGUGUUCGCAUUUUAUGUCAAGAGAAAACGUUAUUUGGUUAUUGAGUUAAAAAGGCAUGAAAGUGAUGUGAACUUCUAUUAAAAGAAUUCAAACAUA